CGGAGCUAGUUUUAUUGUUGGUUGGUUGGUCGGCCCGGUGAGAGGCGUGAUGGAGUGGAUCGGUGACGGCCUGUGACUGGGUUUCUUUUUCCAAGGUGCCUGCAACUUCUGGCAGAGACAAUUAGUUCGUUUUUACUUUCUUAUUUCGUCUGUUUGCUUUUUAUUUAAUGCUGACGAGAUGGGAAGUAGCGGGAGCACCAAACGCGUUUCCUUCGAAGCGGAUGAGAAUGAUCAGAUCACAGUGGUGAAGGGCAUCAGGCUUUCCGAUAGUGUUAUCAGCCGUAUGCGAGAUGCUUCGCCGUCUACUGAAAAGUCACAACCAUCUCUAGAAAAAACUUCAAGUGGAACUUCACCACCUUCUUCUGUCCAGCCAAUAGUUAUUAACGAAGAAGUCCGAAAACAAAUUUCCGAACAGUUGGCUCACGAGCGGGCAAGGCAAGAUUUGACCUUUCAGAAGAGGCUUGAACAUGAUAAACGCUAUGUUCACGAUGAGAUCGGCAAAAUUCUUGAACGUGAGCGUGAUGCUUCAAAUGAUAGCCUCGUAAAAGCUGUGUUGCGGGAGAGAACAUUGACUGAGGAGGAGCGGAUGAAAUCCAAGCACGCAACCAAACAAUUGAAAGAAAAGGAGGAAGAACUGCAGAGACUCAAUGAUUACUACAAGGAGCAAGUGACCAGACUGGAAAAUAGGAGUGCCCAGUUCUCCAAGCUGACCACUGAAGAAUACCAGAAGGCAGUUAGUGAAGUGGAGUCCAAGUUCAAGAGGUACAAGUCUCGACCCAUCUGUGCCGAGCUCCAGGGGGAUGUCCUCCGCUGCUAUCAACAGAACCCAGACCAGACUCUCAGCUGCUCUGCCUUGGCCAAGCAGUAUGCUCACUGCAUCAACUAUGCCAAACAGAGCCUUCUGGGCAAAGGAGGUUAAAAUAGUCUCCCGUCUCAUCAAAAAGCCCUCAUCAUCUACUUGGACGACAGAUCACCUUUCUGAAGUAAUCAAAGAAACGCAACAAAAGCAUCAGGACAUUAUGGGAAAGAGGAAACAAAGGGCAAUUGUCACCACAGCAACAGCCACAGCAAGCACCCUAAUUUAAUUGGUGGGGAUGUGUUUGGCAUGGUUGUGAAUGUCUUAACAACCUGUCAGGCUUCUAGUCCUACCAAGAAUGUGUUCAGCUUUUCUGUAAUUGUUCUGUCCUAUGACAUUAUAUGGAAUAUUUUUGUUUUGUUUAACAUGAGGCCAUGGAAAAUUCUAACAAUGAUGUGAUUAAAUCUGUCUUUCAAAAUG
Molecule: messenger RNA, 1276 nt
Organism: Leucoraja erinaceus (little skate)
Lineage: Eukaryota; Metazoa; Chordata; Chondrichthyes; Rajiformes; Rajidae
Gene: chchd3a
Product: coiled-coil-helix-coiled-coil-helix domain containing 3a
Exons: 8
Coding region: 179-919 (246 amino acids)
Biological process (GO): inner mitochondrial membrane organization
Cellular component (GO): mitochondrion; MICOS complex
Source: RefSeq, a predicted model, not a curated record